Ustilago hordei is the source of this 1605-nucleotide messenger RNA. RefSeq lists its product as uncharacterized. Gene Ontology annotation, cellular component: cytoplasm. The record is from RefSeq and is a predicted model, not a curated record. Gene Ontology annotation, biological process: 'de novo' NAD+ biosynthetic process from L-tryptophan. Gene Ontology annotation, molecular function: indoleamine 2,3-dioxygenase activity; metal ion binding; heme binding. The transcript has a single exon. Bases 1 to 1605 code for a protein of 534 amino acids. Lineage: Eukaryota; Fungi; Basidiomycota; Ustilaginomycetes; Ustilaginales; Ustilaginaceae.
AUGUCGCAAACACUCGCAUCCAGCAGUCGCAACUCGUCCACUUGCUCCUUGGAAGCACUUGAGACAGCCGACUUUCUCACAAGCAACAGCUCCCAUCUCUCCUCUUCAGCCACAUCCAUGAUGGAUGAACCCUUCUACUCCACAUCCGACCUGGCACCCAAGCUCUCCUCUGCACUCCCAUGCUCCAAGACGACAACCUCUCUCGCAUGCGCUCUUGAGGACAUGAUCCGUACAGAAGGAGGUGGAAGCUGGCCACCCAAGCCCACCUAUCGCCACUCUUGGCCGCACUCUCUUCACAUCUACGACCAAGUUGCAAAGCAAGCACCACCACGCUUUGUCACUUGCGAGCUGCGACCCAACUACACCGACACAGAACUGAGAGCAAGGAUCGAUGACAACCGCCAAUGGCUUUGCGACGCCUUGGCUUCUGUCAAGGUGGAACAAGUCAUCUCGACACUUGCUCAACUUGAUGCCAACGCGCGUCUCGGCCUGCUUGCUUGCAUGGCUUACCUUAGCCACCUCUAUCGAUGGGGUACACUUCCAGUUGUAGCCAUGGCACAGGAUGAAAACAAGAUCGACUUGCCCAAAACCAUCGCCGCACCCUUUCGUUGGCUCAACGAGUUCUACGGUAUCCAGUCUAGCGGAGGCUGUCUCUUCUCCAUGACCCUUGUCAACGUCAUUCCAAAAAGCGGCAGCAAGCUUGAGAUGGCUUACUCGAACAUGAAACACAUGCCCCACCAAUCCGUCAUUGACGCAGAGCGAUACAACGCUUUCGUCUUUUACGAAAUGGAAAGGAUCUCGCUGCCACUCUACCGCUCCAUGGCCCAAUGCCAGACCUAUCUGGCGCAAGGACAAGAAGAGCAAGCAGCACAUGCGCUCAAGCAAGGACAUGUUGCUCUUCAAGCCGCUUUCAAGCAUUUCUUCGACACUUUGACCGAGGAAAAGAUGCAAAAGGCGGUUUGGAUGUCGCAUGCUCAGGGUUUCCACGGUUGGGGGGUUGAUGGUUUCGAUGGUGUUUCUGGUGACCACUCUCUGCUUAUACGUACUCUGGAUGCAUUGCUUGAGAUUCCGCUCGAGACGCGAGCCGGUUGUCCAUUCGCUACGGUUCGAGUGCCAGUCAAGCGUUGGGAUACUCGUGCUGUCUGUGCUGAAGCCACUGGCAUGUUGAGCAGACUAUAUAACUGGAUGUGGCCCUCAGCCUCGACCAGGGCUGCCAGCAAACUGGCCACUGUCACCUGUGUCAGCAGCAAAGCAACAAAAGAGAUGCGAUUCAGCGAGGUAGCCUAUUCCAACGACUACCUCCCUCGCGGCCAAGUCAAUUGGAUCCGUUCCGUUCGCGAAGCUCGACUGCGCACACUCGCCUCUCUUUCCCCGCACUCUCCCGUCACAGCAGAGAUGAAGGAAAUGGCGAAAACGUUGAAACUUUGGAGGAUGGGUCAUACGCGUAAGGCCAUCUACUACGAACAUCUUGAUUUGCCCGAGAGAAAACCAAUGACGGCUUCCGGCGGUGUUGGUGGUGGUGUAGCUGGAGAGCACCAAGGGUUGGCACAGAUGAUGGAGAAAUUAGAGGCUAGAUUGAGGGCUAGGAUUGCUGCUACCAAGUGA